AUGAAAGAUUAUUCGAAGCGCAUGUUCACCGCAUUAAAAAUUGCCCAGGAUGUACUUCGAACGUCGCUGGCCUCAGUGCUUCACUCAGACCAAUUUGAGAUUGUAGGCCUUAGCUUCACCGGUAACAGAAGCAGUCCCUCUACAGUUGCUGAGAAGGCACAAAUUUGUACCGGCAGUGUUAAUUGGCAUUUAUAA
Messenger RNA from Gongylonema pulchrum, 195 nucleotides. The record is from the annotation of a GenBank genome assembly. Lineage: Eukaryota; Metazoa; Nematoda; Chromadorea; Rhabditida; Gongylonematidae.